Molecule: messenger RNA, 687 nt
Organism: Aspergillus welwitschiae
Lineage: Eukaryota; Fungi; Ascomycota; Eurotiomycetes; Eurotiales; Aspergillaceae
Product: RraA family protein
Exons: 4
Coding region: 1-687 (228 amino acids)
Source: RefSeq, a predicted model, not a curated record
AUGACUGCUACCGCCGAGCCACAGGAGAUUAUCGAGCGUCUCAAGCAAUGGGGCGCUUGUGACGUUGCUGACGGCCUCAGCAAACUCAAACACCCACACGGCGGCUUUCUCGAAGGUCUCACUCUCUAUUCACCUGAGUACCGAGCCGGAGAGACAAAGAUCGUUGGCCAAGCAUUCACCGUUAAAUUUGUGCCCAAAGAUGACGAAGCCGCGCCGAAGCUGAGUGGGAACUAUAUUGAUAUGGUCCCACCCGGGGCCGUAAUUGUGAUAUCCCAACCGCUGCCACAGGUAAACGCUGUCUACGGCGGGCUCAUGACGCUGCGGGCACAGGCUCUAGGUGCAGCGGGGGUGGUGAUUGACGGACGUGUACGGGAUUUGGGAGAGCACAGGGCGCUCAAAUUUGCUCUGUUCGCCAGAUCGGUCGGCACGACAGCUGGCGGGGCAGUCUGUCGGCCUUCUGAAGUUAACGUCCCCGUCCGGCUGCACUCUGAGCACCAGGAAGCUUGGAUCAACCCGGGAGAUUAUAUAGUGGCGGAUUUGAAUGGGGUUGUGCGGGUGCCAAGAGAGGUGGUUGAGAAGGUGCUUGAUGUUAUUCCAGAGAUUGUGGAGGCUGAUCGGAAGUGUGCAGAGGGGAUUAGGGCGGGAAGAAGUGUAGAGGAUGUUUUUAAGGUCUUUAGAAAGCGGUAG